This is a messenger RNA of Penicillium verhagenii, 1722 nucleotides long. RefSeq names its product putative amino acid transporter. The record is from RefSeq and is a predicted model, not a curated record. NCBI's taxonomy places the organism in Eukaryota, Fungi, Ascomycota, Eurotiomycetes, Eurotiales, Aspergillaceae. The coding region runs from base 1 to 1722 and encodes 573 amino acids. Gene Ontology annotation, biological process: amino acid transmembrane transport. Gene Ontology annotation, molecular function: amino acid transmembrane transporter activity. Gene Ontology annotation, cellular component: endoplasmic reticulum. The transcript is spliced from 6 exons.
AUGCCCGAGGAUGAGGGACACAAUGGCCCCUUUACUGGCCAAAAUGGACCAGACGAGCACGAAGCUCAGUCCUUCCUGACUCCGUCCACCGAGGAGCCUGACGACCUCAUAGUCCACCAUGGCCCUUUCAUUUCGCCCCCAGGGACCAUGCCGAACACUAGACCUCAUGCGAAGCGCCAAUCUUCAAUAUCUCAGCCAACACCCGAUGGACAACGUCGCACGCCGCGUACUUUAAACCGUGUUCGAUUCGACCUGGACGAGGAAUCUGAGGGGGACAACCACCAAUGGAGUGAGGAGGAUCACGAAGAGAACGAACGCGCUCACAGCCCUGAUGAGGCUGUGUGGCUAGACGAAGAAGAUUAUGAGCUUGGAAACCGGAACACACCUGGGGCGCGCCAUGGGGGACAGUCUGUGCCUCUUUUGACCGAUAUCGAAGCCCCAAGUGUGACCCUUGCUACCUCAGAUGACUUCUUUCCCGAGGAACACUUGGAGAACGCGCGGCCUCGAAGUGGAAUGAAGAUGGCGUUUAUGAAUAUGGCCAACAGCAUCAUUGGGGCGGGAAUCAUUGGUCAACCUUACGCACUCCGCCAAGCGGGCAUGACAACGGGGAUUUUGCUGCUGGUGGCAUUGACCAUAACGGUGGACUGGACCAUCCGACUGAUCGUGAUCAACUCAAAAUUAAGUGGAGCGGAUUCAUUCCAAGCUACUAUGCAGUAUUGCUUUGGAAAAAGUGGACUUGUGGCAAUCUCGGUUGCACAAUGGGCCUUUGCAUUCGGUGGCAUGGUCGCAUUCUGUAUCAUCGUCGGCGAUACGAUCCCGCAUGUCCUAGGCGCUCUGUUUCCAUCACUGCGAGAAAUCCCUUUCUUGUGGCUAUUGACAGAUCGACGGGCUGUGAUAGUUCUUUUUGUAUUAUGCAUCUCUUAUCCUCUGUCAUUGUACAGAGACAUUGCCAAGUUGGCAAAAGCGUCCGCGUUGGCUUUUGUCAGUAUGAUCAUCAUUGUGGUCACUGUCAUAACACAAGGUUUUCGUGUCCCAGCAGACUCACGGGGGGAAAUCAAGAGUCAUCUGCUUGUCAACUCCGGAUUCUUCCAGGCUGUUGGCGUUAUAUCUUUUGCAUUUGUUUGCCAUCACAACAGCCUUUUAAUCUAUGGAUCGCUGAAGAGACCUACCCUUGACCGGUUUGCUACCGUUACCCAUUACUCUACGGGAGUGUCUUUGAUCAUGUGUCUUGCCAUGGGUAUAGCGGGAUUUCUCUCUUUUGGCUCAAAAACACAGGGCAACGUACUAAACAACUUUCCAUCCGACAACAUCUUAGUCAAUAUUGCUCGAUUUUGCUUUGGCUUAAACAUGUUGACUACGCUGCCCUUGGAGGCUUUUGUCUGCCGAUCCGUCAUGACGACUUACUACUUCCCAGAUGAGCCAUUCAAUCCCCACCGACACUUGAUCUUCACCACUGUUUUAGUCGUGACAUCUAUGGUGCUAGCAUUGAUAACGUGUGACCUUGGUAGCGUGUUUGAGCUGAUUGGAGCGACCAGUGCGGCCUCUCUGGCGUACAUUUUCCCUCCACUCUGUUAUAUCAAACUGAGCAGCGUCAGCCGCCGAGAAAAAAUCCCUGCCUAUCUUUGUGUUGUCUUUGGGUUGGUUGUCAUGGGUGUCAGUGUGGUACAAUCAGUGGCCAAAGUCAUUCGAAAUGACGGCGGUGGCCAUUCUUGUGCGGCUUAA